GUUAGUCGGUUUCAGGUCGGUGAAACGUUCAUUGGCAAAAAAAAAAUAUACUUAUUAAACUUAAAAAAUUAAGUGUACGUGCAAAAUGUCGUCCGAUAUAACAAGUUUCUAUCGUAACAAAACAGUCUUUGUAACUGGAGGCACCGGGUUUAUGGGAAUAGUUUAUAUUGAAAAAUUGCUGCGAGUUACUGAAGUUAAACGAAUUUACAUACUCUUACGACCGAAAGGUGGUAAAAGUAUUGAAGAUCGCCUAUCGAGUCUCUGUCAAAAUGCGCUCUUUGAUAAGUUGCGAAAUUCAGGUGUUACGCCAAUGGACCGAAUUCAACCAAUUUCAGGCGAUUGCAACUUAGUCAAUCUGGGAAUCUCGGAAGAUGAUCGUAAAUUACUGAUUAAAGACGUAAACGUUGUAGUUCAUCUGGCAGCAACUGUACGUUUUCAUGAGCCGCUCCACAAAGCUGUGGCUAUAAAUGUACGUGCCACACUGGACUUGAUACAUUUAGCCAAGGAAAUGAAAAAUUUGCAGGCUUUUGUACAUGUUUCAUCGGCAUUCGCCAAUUGUAUUAUGCAAUCAAUUGAUGAGAAAUACUACACACAUAAAUUGGGUAUUAGUUCGGUGAAGAUGUGUGAAUUGAGUCAAACUUUAGGUGUCGAGACCACAAAUAAACUGGCGAACGUGCUGUGCGAGGCUUAUCCAAAUACAUAUACAUACACCAAAUCUCUGGCGGAGGAGGCUGUUUUGAGUGAGGGACGCUCACUUCCCAUAAGCAUAUUUCGUCCGGCUAUAGUUAUUCAGACUUACAAUGAGCCACUCUCCGGUUGGAUCGGUAAUUAUUAUGGUCCCUCAGCGGCUUUAUACGCUGUCGGUUGUGGUGUACUACGCGUCAUGAUGAUGAAGUCCCAUCAUCGGGCACAUCUCGUGCCGGCAGAUUGCUGUGCUAGUUUAAUGUUGGCCAUUGGUUGGGAGACAGCCAACUCGACUCAGAGGCAAAAGUUAGAUAUGGCUCCACCAAUUUACAACUAUGCCAACGAUGAUGAGAAUCCGCUGAAUUGGAAGCAAUAUAUGACUGCCAUUGCCGAUUUCGGCGAUCAGGUGGCCUUAACGAAAAUGCUCUGGUUUCCAUUUUUGAUAACCGUCGGCCAGAAAUGGUUGUAUUAUGUACUGACUUUCUUCUAUCAUACCAUACCCGGCUAUUUGAUCGAUUUCGUAUUGGUGUUGAAGGGCAAGAAAAAGAGAUUGACAAAACUUUAUCGCAGUAUACACCGGCAAACUGGUGCGAUGGAAUAUUUCAUAAUUACUGAAUUUAAAUUUACCAUGGACAAUACAAAGGCUUUGUGGAACUCUUUGUCUGCGAAAGAUAAAGAAAUUUUCAACUUUGAUCUUCGUUUGAUUAAUUGGAAGGAAUAUCUACAAUACUCCUUAUGGGGUAUGCGUUUAUAUUUGGGUAGAGAGGGACCCGACACUCUGCCCAGAGCGCAGAUAAUGCAUAGAAGGUUUAAAAUCUUACAUUACUUCGUGCAAGUUGUGUUCUGUGGCCUAUUCAUUUCAUUAUUAUGGGCUAUAUUGAAACGAGUUUUACUAUAAAAUAUGUGUAUGUAUGUAAAUAAAUUUAAUGUAUUUAAAAUA
Molecule: messenger RNA, 1624 nt
Organism: Ceratitis capitata (Mediterranean fruit fly)
Lineage: Eukaryota; Metazoa; Arthropoda; Insecta; Diptera; Tephritidae
Product: fatty acyl-CoA reductase wat
Exons: 8
Coding region: 86-1582 (498 amino acids)
Biological process (GO): long-chain fatty-acyl-CoA metabolic process
Cellular component (GO): peroxisome
Molecular function (GO): alcohol-forming very long-chain fatty acyl-CoA reductase (NADP+) activity
Source: RefSeq, a predicted model, not a curated record